AUGUUCCGAUUAACCCACCAUCAGAUUCUGUCAUCUUUAAAACCUGCAUCAAUCAGGGUUCGCCUUUAUUCUAGCAAAGCAUCACUAAACUCGAAUCAAGGCGACCCGCAACUUGACUUCCGCAGCUUUGUGGAGGUCCUUCGCAAAGAUGGAGAUCUUGCCGAUAUUGAUCAGGAAGUUGAUCCCAAUCUCGAAGUUGGGGCGGUUGUGAGAAGAGUUAGUGAAACCAACGCUAAGGCGCCGCUUUUCCACAACGUUAAAGGCACUCGAAAUGGCCUGUGGAAGAUGUUUGGAAACGCUGCCAGCCUUCGAAAUGACAGCAAGUUCCGAUACGGUCGAAUUGCACGUAGCCUCGGUCUUCCCCCUGACUCAAAUUGGAAGGAUAUCCUCGAAAAGAUGCGCCUUGCUACAACUCGAGACCCCUUACCUCCAAAUAUUCUUUCGACGGGCCAAUGCAAGCAAAAUAAAAUCUUUGGAGAUGACAUAGAUCUCACGAAUUUACCGGUUCCGCUGCUGCAUCAAGGUGAUGGCGGCAAAUAUCUUCAAACCUGGGGAGUACAUAUCUUAGAGACACCAGAUAAAUCAUGGACGAACUGGUCUGUCUUUCGAGGCAUGGUCCAUGACAAGAGACGCUUGUCAUGUCUCGUCAUUCCAGGACAACACAACUCUAUGAUCAGGGAUCAGUGGCUGAAACUUGGAAAAGAUGAGGUCCCCUGGGCUUUAUCUCUUGGCGCUCCACCAGCAGCAACCAUUGCUGCAUCGAUUCCUAUACCCCCUGGUGUUUCGGAGAGAGAUUACGUGAGCUCACUCGCUGGAAAGCCACUUGACAUGGUGAAAUGCGAAUUGAGUGAUCUUCUCGUACCCGCAAACAGCGAGAUCAUCCUUGAAGGCACAUUUUCUCUCAAGGACAAGGCUCUUGAAGGCCCAUUUGAGGAUUACAUUGGUAUGCACUUUGAGGGUGAAGCUGGCAAUCAGCCCCUCUUCACCGUGGAUGCUAUCACCUAUCGCGAUGGUGCCAUUCUGCCCGUUUCUGUGCCCGGCCGGCUGACAGACGAAUCGCACACAACGGCUUCCAUGGCGUCAGUCCAGUUACUGGAGGCGUUGCAACAACAUGAUCUUCCAAUCAAAGACGCAGUCGCCCCCCUGGAGACCCUUGCAACUUGGUGCAUACUACAGGUUGACAGUAAGAAGCUUGCCGAGAUGAAGACGAACCCUGAUGAACUCUGCACAACUAUAGGCAACAUAGCCUUCAAUUCUAAGGCAACCAUGCUAAUUAAUCGCAUCUUAUUGAUCGGGGACGACGUGGACAUACAUGACUGGGCAGAUGUCAUAUGGGCAUACACGUCCCGUUGCCGACCAGGUAUUGACGAAUAUGUGUUUGACGAGGUGAUGGGUCUUCCACUUACUCCAUAUCGGAAAUACGGUCGCGGAAGUUCUGUUAAGGGAGGCAAAAUGGAAACCCUGAACGUCUGA
Fusarium graminearum PH-1 is the source of this 1473-nucleotide messenger RNA. RefSeq lists its product as uncharacterized. Gene Ontology annotation, molecular function: carboxy-lyase activity. Gene Ontology annotation, cellular component: cytoplasm. The record is from RefSeq and is a predicted model, not a curated record. Lineage: Eukaryota; Fungi; Ascomycota; Sordariomycetes; Hypocreales; Nectriaceae. The transcript has 3 exons. Gene Ontology annotation, biological process: ferulate metabolic process; cinnamic acid catabolic process. Bases 1 to 1473 code for a protein of 490 amino acids.